GACCUUUCGAAAAGAAAGGCAGCCCCCCCGAUAUAUAAAGAAAAUGAGGAGAAGAUCAAAUGGUGCAAACAAAGGACCAAAUCUUAGGCAACUCAUUGCUCAUUGUUAACCUUCUCUCUUCCUUGAUUCUGAUGGGUUCUUUUUCCUCCAAGGCUUCUUCUUCCUCCAAGGAGGCCAAAAGGAGUUACGAUGUAAUGGCUUCUUCUUCCUCCUGAGGAGCCCAAAAGGAGUUACGAUGUAAUGGCUUCUUCUUCCUCCAAGAAGCCCAGAAGGAGUUACGAUGUCUUCCUGAGUUUCAGAGGUCCAGAUGUCCGCAAUCACUUUCUCAGUCAUCUCUACGCAGCUCUAGAUCAAGUAGGGAUAUCCACUUACAUCGACAAUGAAGAGCUGAGGAAGGGAGAACAAAUAUCACCUGCACUUAUGCAAGCGAUCGAGGAAUCGCAAAUUGCAAUUGUGGUUUUCUCUGAGAACUACGCCUCUUCAACAUGGUGUUUGGAAGAGAUAUCGAAAAUCAUGGAGUGCAAGGAGAAAAAAGGCCUCAACGUCCUUCCGGUGUUUUACAAAGUAGAACCAAGAGAAGUGAGAGGGCAGAAACAGAGCUAUGGAAAAGCUAUGGGUGAGCAUGAGGUCAAGUUUGGGAAGAAUUCGGAGCAAGUAAAGAGAUGGAAGAAAGCUCUCUAUGAUGCUGGCGGCUUGUCCGGGUGGCCAUAUACUGAUGGAAAUGAAGCGGGGUUUAUACAACAUAUCGUACAGGAGAUCUCAACUCAACUGGAUCGAACGCCAUUAAAUGUAGCCAUGUUUCCGGUGGGGAUAGAUUCCCGAGUACAAGAGCUUAAAACAAUCUUAAAUCUACAGUCCAAGGAUGAUGUUCUUAUGGUAGGAUUAUGGGGACAAGGAGGUGUGGGGAAGACAACCCUUGCCAAAGCCAUUUAUAACGCUAUUUUUAGGGAGUUUCAAUGUGCUAGUUUCUUGGAACGCAUUCGAGAAAAUUCCAAAAAAUCCAUUGAUUUGGUUCCUUUGCAAGAAAAAUUGUUAUUGCAGGUAUUACCGGGGAAGAAAUUAGCAGUCUACAGUGUUGGUGGAGGAAGUCAAUUAAUUCAAGAUAAACUUUGUAAUAAGAAAGUUCUCAUCAUUCUCGAUGAUGUUGAUGAUGCAUUCCAGUUAAAUGCUUUAGCCGGAGGUUGUGAGUGGUUCGGUAAAGGAAGUAGGAUAAUUAUCACAACAAGAAAUAAGCAUCUACUAACUUCUCAUGGGAUAGAUCAGGGUCAUAUAUAUGAAGUUAAAGCUCUUGAGGAUGGUGACGCUGUUGAACUUUUUAGAAAGCAUGCUUUUCGAGGAAAUCAAGAAAUAGAAAUAAGUAGGAAUCUUGUUCAUCAGGUAUUACGUUAUGCAAGAGGCCUUCCUUUGCCUCUUGAGGUGUUGGGUGCUUUCUUGUGUGGUAGAAGAGAACCUGAAUGGGAAAGUACCCUACAAAAACUUGCCAAAAGUCCUGAUAAAAAGAUCAACGAUGUGUUAAAGGUAAGUUAUGAUGGAUUGGAGCCUUAUGCAAAGGAGAUUUUUCUGCACAUUGCCUGUUUCUUCAAGGGGAGGAGUAAGGAAUACAUUAAGAAAGUUCUUGAUAGUUGUGAAUUUGACACAACCAUUGGAAUAAAAAUUCUCAUUGAGCGCUGCUUGAUUAGUGAAGAGGUAGAGAAAAUACAAAUGCAUGACUUAAUACAAUUAAUGGGUAUGGAUAUUGUUAAAGAUGAAGAUCGUGAUGAUCCCAUAAACCGCAGUAGAUUAUGGCUUCGUGAUGAUGUUCUUGAUGUUCUAUCAGAAGAUAAGGAAACAAAAGCAAUAAAAGCCAUAGUCUUGCAGCUACCAAAGCCAGAAGAUAUGUAUAUUGGUCCUGAUGCUUUCACAAAGAUGAAAAACUUGAGGUUGCUCAUCUUGUUUAAUGUAAAUAAUUCUAUUCAAGGUCCCAUUCAUCUCCCUAAUGGGUUAAGGUGGUUUGAAUGGCCUAAUUGUGGUUCGACCCUAGAAUUUAGCCAUGGUUCAAAGAAAUUAGUCGGACUUGAUAUGCGGAAUAGCAAGAUCAAGGUAGCGCCCAGACACUUUAAGGACCUCGAAAAUUUGAAGUUCAUUAAUUUCCAUUCAUGCCAGUCACUGGUUUGUAUGCCGGACAUCAGCUGUACUCCAAGUCUCACGGAAUUGAAUCUUAGUGAGUGCAAAAGCUUGGAGCUUGUCCACGAAUCAAUUGCAUAUCAUGACAAUUUGCAAUUGUUGAGUUUGAGUGGGUGCUCAAACUUCAUCAUUUCCCCAAUGUACUCCGGUCCAAGAAUCUUCUACUUCUUGAUCUCAAUUAUUGCCCAAAAUUGCAAAGAUUCCCUGAUAUUCCAGAUAAAAUCAAAGGCUUGCGUAAAAUUGGUUUAAUCGGAACUUCAAUUGAGGAACUUCCUGCAUCCAUAGAAAAUCUUGUCUCUUUGAAAACUAUAGAUUUAUCCCAUUGUAAGAAACUGGCAAUCCUUCCACCUAGCAUUUAUAAAUUGGAAAAUCUUAAAACUCUAUACCUUUCAAAUUGCUCAAAACUAAUGAAGUUUCCAAAAAAGGAGGAGGAUUCAAGUGAUCCCCAUGCAAAGACGGGAUUUCCUCGGUUACAGUAUUUAACCUUUAAUGGAUGCAAUCUAUCAGAAGUAGAGUUUCUAGAGAAUCCUUCAUGUUUUCCUCACUUAAAUUGGUUGGAUGUUUCGGGUUGUCACCAACUAAAAGAGAUUCUCAAGAUUCCAAGGAAAUUGCACUCUGGAAGCAAAUGAUUGCAAAUCUCUGAGUAAAAUUCCCUCCGACAUACAUCAUGUCCAGCAUGCUUACUUACCUUUAUGUCCUAAAUUGGUCAACAAUGGAUCGACCAUGAAUGAUUUGGUCAACCUUGAGCAUUUUUAUCCUAGAGGCCAUUUUCUUCUACCUGGAGGAGAGAUGCCAUGGUGGUUGCUCCCUAAUAAAGAGGGUUAUUUAUCUUUCACGGCUUCAAAGGACUUGUAUAAGAAGAUUGUGGCAUUAGUUGUUAGUGUUGUAUUCCGCAAAGAACGCACGGGCUAUAAUCAAUUUUAUCUUGAAUCAUUCGUUAAUGGCAAAGAGAUGAGGUAUUCCGAUCAUGGUGAGUAUGACUAUCCAGUGUCAUGUUUGGACCAUGUGUGGCUUGACCGUUGGGAACCGUGCGAGCUGUGGGGAGGACUAGAAGAUGCCUUUGGCGCAAAUGACAGGAGCCAAUUCCAAGUUAUGAUUACAGCAAGAGGGACCGGUGCAAUUGUGACAAAGUGUGGAUUCCGCCUAAUAUGCAAGCCACUAGAGGAGGAUUUGGAGAUUUUGCUUAAAGAUGAUCAAUUGCUAGAUCCAGCUUUAGUUUACGAGAUUCGGAAUGAAGAUUGUCAAACAAGUUUAGAGGAAGCUUAUUUUGCCAAACCAGGCCUAGCUACGCAGGACACAUCCACAGUUGAGAGGUGUAGGUAUUCCUUACUUCCUCUUGAUGACCAACAUGUUAGCCCUAGAGGAGAGAUACCGGAGGAGUUUAUCCUUGUUGAAGAUGGUACCAUAUCUUUCAUGGCUUCACAGGACUUGUAUUACAAGUUCCGAGAAUUGGCUCUCUGUGUUGUUGUUGGUGUAGAAGGUGGAGAAAAGGAAAUAUCUUUUGACAUCGUGCCGCAUAUUCACGAUCAAAGGCGGAAUGGGCUAUCAGGUACUCUUGGUUCAUUUGAUUCGGAUCAAGUGUGGAUUCAGUAUCUUGUACCAAAUACGCUGUGGGGAGUGUUGGAGGGAGAAGUUGAUUUUGGGCAAUUUAACGAGAGAUAUUUACGAUUUAGCGUUAAACUUAGUCUAUCGGGUGGAACAGUGAAAAGGUUGGGAUAUGUGCUCAUAUGCACACAACUAGAGGAUGAUUUAAAGGCGAUCAUUGCAGAUAAUCAAUUAAUGGAUCCAGCUGCACUUUGGGAGGAUACAACAUAUU
This is a messenger RNA of Eucalyptus grandis, 3979 nucleotides long. Its product is annotated as disease resistance protein RUN1. Gene Ontology annotation, biological process: signal transduction; defense response. NCBI's taxonomy places the organism in Eukaryota, Viridiplantae, Streptophyta, Magnoliopsida, Myrtales, Myrtaceae. The coding region runs from base 241 to 2412 and encodes 723 amino acids. The record is from RefSeq and is a predicted model, not a curated record. The transcript is spliced from 6 exons. Gene Ontology annotation, molecular function: ADP binding.